UUGGCCGGAUUCUUCAACCCAGAAAAAGGUAUACGAGCCAGGAUGCAGAGCCGUUGUGGCAUCACACUACCUUCGAAGCCUCUCACAAAGUCUCACAUCCACGGGGCAUCUGGUCUCCCCCUCGAAACGUUAACCCUUGCUGAAGCUCUGGAAAACACAGCCAUGGAGUACCCAAAGAAAGAAGCAAUCAUUUAUCAUUCAAUAAAUAAAGCAAAAGAUGUAAUGUUGUUCGAAGAAUGGCAAAGUAAAUCCAGAAAAAUUGGUGCAGCAUUGAAAAAAUUCGGCAUCAACCGCGGUGACAAUGUCGCUAUACUGGUGCCUAAUUGUAAUGAGUUUCUGAUCGCUGCGUGGGGCGUCCUCUAUAUUGGGGCUACUGCUGUAUGCCUUAGCUACGAACUCAAAAGUGGGGAGGACAUUUUCGACAAAAUAAAGAGUGCUAAAUGCAGAGGCCUUUUCAUAUAUUAUGAUAACAGUCCUAUGGCAGACAGAGUUUUGAAACGUGCGCUAGAUCAGGAUAAUGGAUUGCAUGAAAUCGGAAAGCCAUUGAUAAUUUCCAUUGGCAAGUCUUUUGAUGGUACUCAUUCAUUUGAUAAUCUUUUAAAUAUUCCUUCACCUGCCGAAGUUGAUGAUGUCAUCAAGAAUAUGUUCAAACUAAACUGUGAAGAUAAUGCUUUUAUAGCUUUGACAUCUGGUAGCACAGGAACACCUAAAACGGUUAACAUGAACCACCAAGCUCUUUUAAAUUCAUUCUACUUCUCGUGUAGUUUAAAAGGUGGAAUGGAUGAAAAAAGCGUAUUCUUCAAUGAUCGCCCCCUCUCCUGGCUCGGGGGUCUGAUGCUGCCUGUAUGUGUGGUCAAGAUGGGAACAACUGGCGUAUCAAUUGACACAAGUACAACUGUAAGUGGGACACAGACUGAGUUCAUACUCGAGUGCAUGAAAUCCGAGGGUUGUACACACAUCAUAGCCAUGCCAUACCUUAUGUAUGAUAUCAUACAUAGUGAUUCAAAUAUCAAAUAUAGUAUCACAAGUCUCAAAACAAUAAUUGUCGGUGGACAAAAAAUUCCAGAAAAUCUUGUGCAGAGAAUGAGAGAUAUUUUCAAAGGACUAACAGUUGCAAAUGUAUACGGCUCUAGUGAAAUUGGUGGUCCUGUUGUAACUACAGCCAUAUCCGACCCUCUUGUAGUUGAUGGCCGCGUUACAGUUGGAUUCCCAAUCCCUCACGCUGAAGUGAAAUUGAUUGAUGAAAAUGGUUACAUUGUUCCCAUUAAUCAACCUGGGGAGGUAUGUCUGAGGGGGCAUAACUGGGUCAGCAAGGCUUUUCAAGAUGAACAUGGCUGGUUCCACACAGGUGAUAUUGGGGAGAUGGAUUCAGCUGGAAGACUGUACAUAUUUGGACGUUGCAAAGACAUGAUUAAACGUGGAACGCUUUCAAUAGUUACAGGUCCACUUGAACAAACCCUUGCUACGAAUGAGAGCAUUGAAGGUGUGUACGUGGUAGGUGUACCAGAUGAAAGACUAUAUGAGGAGAUAUGUGCUUGCAUUGAAGUGAAACCCGAUGCCAACCUUACUGCUGAUGACAUGAGAAGCUGGUGUGAUGAGGUGUUCACUGCAGAGGGAACAGCAGAUGGCAUUAGUAUGGCGCCAAAAUAUUUUGUAUUUGUUGACAGCUUUCCCCUCAGACCAAAUGGCAAACUUGAUAGAGGACAAUUGAAAACUUUAGCAAUGGCACAACUUAAAAUGUCAGUAUAA
Owenia fusiformis is the source of this 1749-nucleotide messenger RNA. NCBI's taxonomy places the organism in Eukaryota, Metazoa, Annelida, Polychaeta, Sabellida, Oweniidae. The record is from the annotation of a GenBank genome assembly.